Pyrus x bretschneideri (Chinese white pear) is the source of this 1360-nucleotide messenger RNA. Its product is annotated as dirigent protein 24-like. NCBI's taxonomy places the organism in Eukaryota, Viridiplantae, Streptophyta, Magnoliopsida, Rosales, Rosaceae. The coding region runs from base 155 to 1360 and encodes 401 amino acids. The record is from RefSeq and is a predicted model, not a curated record. The transcript has a single exon.
CCAUCACUUCAUACAACUCCAUUACAACCUAUAAAUAACAACACAAAUCAUUGAAUUUCUCAAACACAGCACACACUCAAAUCCAAUACAUUCUCUCAAGAGACAAAGAUUCAAUACAAAACCCUUCAUUUCUUCACAAGCUCACAACCUAAAAAUGGCCAAGUCCCCCAAACCACUCAAGGCCACACUCUACAUCUUGCUUCUAGCCAUCACCCUUGGAUUUGCCAGCCCAGCCAGGAUCCUUGAUGAGGUGCAACCCGAUGAGUCCAAUCCGCUUCCGACAACUGUUCCCACCACGAACCCUCUGCCAAGUGGCCAGAUCCCUGCCGUCGCCCCUACCACCCCAACCGCCGAUGACACUGUCGACGUCGCUGACUCACCAAUCCCGGAGACUGAUGAUACCCCGCCAAAAGCUGAGGUGGUGCCUCCAGUAGUCCCUCUUGUCACAACGGUCCCACAAGCUAAAUCACCAGUACCAGAGACACACGACGAACCUGCCAUAGUUCCAACACCUAUUGCUGAUGUGGCCCCCGUAGCAACACCCGCCAUUCCAGUCGCCACACCCGUGGCAGGUCCCGUCGCCACAACACCAACCGGCCCUAACCCAACUGCCGCGGCCGCUAGUGCCAUCGUGGCAAAACCCGGCGCGGAAACCCCACACUUGUCCUUUUUCAUGCACGACAUUCUGGGAGGAUCCCACCCAUCAGUCAGAGUGGUGACCGGCCUCGUAGCCACCACAGUCCUCAACGCUGCAUUCUCCAAACCCAACAACAAUAUCUUUCCCGUCAGCGGUGGGACCCCCCUAACCAACAACAACAUCAACGGCUUCCUCGAUAACAACAAGAACAACAUCCCUAACAUCGCUGGCCUCAGCGGCCUCACCAACUCCCAGUCCAGCACGGUCAUCCAGAACAGCGGCAACAACAACGUUGUCAACGAUGGCAGCAACCAGCCCUUCGUCACUGCCGGCCAGCUCCCUAACGGGGCUACCCUCCAGAAGCUCAUGUUCGGAUCUGUGACCGUGAUCGAUGACGACCUGACCGAAGGACACGAGUUGGCCUCUGCCGUGCUCGGCAAGGCACAGGGUUUCUACUUGGCUAGCUCGCUGGACGGGAACAGCCACACCAUGGCAUUUACUGUGUUACUGCACGCAGGUGAACAUGAUGUGGAGGACACCAUUAGCCUCUUUGGGGUCCACCGUACAGCGUCGCUGGUGUCCCACAUUGCUGUGAUCGGUGGGACUGGGAAGUACGAGAAUGCGAAUGGGUACGCCGCCAUUGAAAGCCUGCACCAGGAGGACCAGCACACGACUGAUGGGGUGGAUACUAUUAUGCAGAUCAGCGUUUACCUUUCUGAAUAG